AUGCUUCGUUCGUUUGGUUCUGGCGCUUCCCAGGACGCUGAGGUUGCUGGCCCGAACAGGCCGGGACUUUUCGUCAUCGCCAGGUUUGCGCCGCUCGAUAUGCACCCGAACACCAGCAACGGGACAACAGCAAUUGCAGCGCGGAGUGCCGUUGCUGAAGGGCUCUGCGUUGUCCAGAAAGCUAGCUCGGCGAGCUCACCACCUCCGCCUCCACCCCCGGCACCCAGGAAGAAGAGGUUUCGGUUCUUCAGAUGGACCUUUCGGUUGAUAUUACUGUCUAUGUUUGGGACUGCCGGAUGGACGGCAUAUAAUGUCUAUCUGCAUCGGAAUCCGGCAGAGCAGAUCUCCCCUCGUCCGGACAAGAAAACACUCGUCAUUCUAGGAACCGGAUGGGGCUCUGUGUCUCUCCUGAAGAAGCUCGAUACUGAAAACUACAAUGUCGUCGUCAUCUCUCCGCGGAAUUUCUUCUUGUUCACGCCCCUUCUCCCUUCGUGUACCACCGGAUUGAUCGAGCAUCGUUCGAUUAUGGAGCCUAUCAGAAACAUCCUCCGCCACAAGAAAGCCACUGUCAAGUACUACGAAGCUAAGGCGACCAAGAUCGACUAUGAAAACCGUGUUGUCCAUAUCAGUGACGAUUCAGAGAUCAAGGGUGAUACCUCUCACACUCAAGUUCCAUUCGACCUUUUGGUUGUAGGAGUCGGAGCCCAGAAUGCUACUUUUGGCAUCCCUGGUGUCCAAGAACACUCUUGCUUCUUGAAGGAAGUUGGUGAUGCUCAGAAGAUCAGAACACGCAUCAUGGACUGUGUUGAAACCGCCAUAUUCAAGGACCAGACUCAGGAUGAGAUCAAGCGACUUCUCCAUAUGGUGGUCGUUGGCGGUGGCCCAACUGGUGUCGAGUUCGCCGGUGAGCUGCAGGACUUCUUCAACGAGGACCUCAGGAAAUGGGUUCCUGAUAUCAAGGACAACUUCCAUGUCACCCUAGUUGAAGCUCUUCCCAAUGUCCUUCCCAUGUUUUCCAAGCAGCUGAUCGACUAUACCGAAUCCACUUUCAAGGAGGAGGCUAUCACCAUUCGAACUGGAACCAUGGUCAAGAACGUCACCGAUAAGUACAUUGAAGCUCAGGUCACCAAAGAAGAUGGCUCAAAGGAGAUUGAGAAAAUUCCCUACGGUCUCUUGGUGUGGGCCACUGGAAACGCUGUACGAGAUGUAGUCCGCGAUCUUAUGGGCCAAAUACCUGCACAGAAGAAGUCCCGCCGUGGUCUCGCUGUCAACGAAUAUCUCGUCGUGAACGGAACUGAAAACAUCUGGGCUGUCGGAGAUUGUGCCAUAACCAACUAUGCUCCAACCGCUCAGGUAGCCAGCCAGGAAGGUGCCUUCUUAGCUAGACUGUUCAACACCAUGGCGAAGACCGACGACAUCGAAAAGGAGCUCAGUGCUCUAUCGAUUGCGCAAUCAGAGGCCAAGGACGACACAGAUCGCAACAAGAUCCUAGACGAAAUCAGAGCCCUGCAACACCAGUUGAAACGAACCAAGCAAGUUGGUCCCUUCCAAUACUCUCACCAGGGAAGUUUGGCAUACAUUGGUAAAGAGCGUGCCGUAGCCGACAUCAGCUGGUUGAGCGGAAACAUCGCCAGCGGUGGAACUCUGACCUACCUCUUCUGGAGAAGCGCCUAUCUGAGCAUGUGUUUUAGCACACGCAACCGUGUCCUGGUCGUAGUCGACUGGCUCAAAGCCAAACUCUUCGGCCGUGACGUCUCUCGGGAAUAA
Messenger RNA from Arthroderma uncinatum, 1767 nucleotides. RefSeq lists its product as uncharacterized. NCBI's taxonomy places the organism in Eukaryota, Fungi, Ascomycota, Eurotiomycetes, Onygenales, Arthrodermataceae. The transcript has 7 exons. Gene Ontology annotation, molecular function: NADH dehydrogenase activity. The record is from RefSeq and is a predicted model, not a curated record. Bases 1 to 1767 code for a protein of 588 amino acids.